ACCUCACAACUUUUCAAAACAUUUUCAACAGUGCAGAAGUUCAAUUAACUUUUCACUUUUCAGUCACUAUUUUGUCAAAUUAUUUCGAUAAAUACGAAUUUAACAAGUGUAUAGUGGCUUAGAUAUUUGCGGGAUGUUAGUUUUGUGAUAGUUUUCAAUAUGUUUGAAUUCUUGAGUCUUAUUUUCCUUAUAUCUGUGGUUUCUUGCGUUGGUGGAGCUAGUAUUAGCCAAGCUGUCCCUUCUUCUUUCUCGAACGAGCAACAAAUUAUUAAGUCUCACACGAUUUCAGACUUGGUUUCAAGUGCAUGGAAAGACUUUCAUUCGAGUAUGAAUAAGACAUGGCAAAGGGUAAAAUUGAUGGCCGGAAUGCAAGAAACAAAUGGGACUAUACAAGACCUUCAAGACAGCAUGGGCCAGGACUCACCACAGGUUACUACUGAAAAAACAACUACUCAUCUAGAACUACAAGUCUAUUCUGCUGAAUUCACCAACAACAAAACAACAAAUGACUCUUUUCUAACCAACACAGAAGUGACUACUGAUGAAACCAAGAGCAACAAUGAUGAGUGUGAAGAGCAAAGUUGUUUGACUUGGAGAGUUUUGAAAAUUCUAGGCACUGCUGUUGGUGUUGGCUUUAUUGUCAGCAUUUUUUCCCCAGUUUUGUUCUACUUCAUAAUAUUAAACAUUGGAUACCUAUGCUAUGGAAUCACAUUUCUGGCCUUAGCACUUUCAUGUAAAGCUGAUAAAGGAAGCCAGAUUGGUCAAAAACUUUUAACAGCAUGUCAAGAAAUAGGUGGCUCCUCUUUACAAAAUAUGUUUUUUCCCUUUCCCAUUUUUCUUUCUUGGCUGGGAUCUGCAAGCAUUAUUGGAUGGCUUGUUUGGCCUUAUUUCUGAAAAGGGGCUUUACAAAAUUAUUGUGUACAAUUUUACCUUGAUAAGUUUAUUUAUACCCACAACCUGCAUUCUUUAUUAUUUCCAUUUAGACAGAUCUGUGAUUCUGUGUUGUAAUCCCACAAAUUUCAUUUAUUCAUUGUCAUUCACUCGUUUCCGUGAAAUGCCUUGUUUUAAGCGGCAAAUAAAGCAAGGGAAACCAUG
This is a messenger RNA of Daphnia pulicaria, 1095 nucleotides long. RefSeq lists its product as uncharacterized. Bases 160 to 894 code for a protein of 244 amino acids. NCBI's taxonomy places the organism in Eukaryota, Metazoa, Arthropoda, Branchiopoda, Diplostraca, Daphniidae. The transcript is spliced from 3 exons. The record is from RefSeq and is a predicted model, not a curated record.